Messenger RNA from Drosophila novamexicana, 2625 nucleotides. Its product is annotated as pancreatic triacylglycerol lipase. Gene Ontology annotation, biological process: lipid metabolic process. Gene Ontology annotation, molecular function: lipase activity; carboxylic ester hydrolase activity. The record is from RefSeq and is a predicted model, not a curated record. NCBI's taxonomy places the organism in Eukaryota, Metazoa, Arthropoda, Insecta, Diptera, Drosophilidae. The transcript is spliced from 3 exons. Bases 594 to 2207 code for a protein of 537 amino acids.
ACAGACAAUAUUGGCGAAUAGCCAGCAAUAAAUAACGAGUAACGAGUAACAAGUAACGUGUAACGUGUAACGAGUCACGAUUAGCGCAAGAACGUUUUAAUACCCGGCGCUGCUUAAUAAAAGAAACGUGCCAAAAACUUGAGCACACGUACUUAAUAAAUGGUCAUAUACUUGGACUCAAAGUGAACGUCGUCGAGUGGUCAGCUAGACAGAGAGAGGGAGAGAGAGAGAGAGAGAGAGAGAGAGAGAGAGAGAGAGGUAGAGAGAGAGAGAGAGAGAGAGAGGGACAGGUGCGCGAUUUGGCGCCGAUAAGAUUAAUUUAAUUAAAAGCAACAACAACAACAACGACAACAGCAAUUGUCUUAGCUUCUUCAGUUAAGCUAUCUAUUGAAAAGAAGAAAGAAGAAAAAAAAAAGAAUUAAAAAUCUGACGUGUUGUGUACCUUCAAGUGAUUUAGUCUAGUUCCUGCCGAAAAUGUAGACAGUCUGCCACAGGGCAGCAGCAGGUGAACUACAACAACAACAACAACAAGGAGAAGAACAAGAACAACGAUUAAAAGCCACACACCACAAGAGUUGAGUUGAACCAGCAAGAUGUAUGUGGCCAACACAACCGGCGGCCUCAUGCUGCAGACCAUGCUCUACUUGGCCAACCACACGAGCCGCGCGGCAGUCAACACGCUGAUCGAUCUGCCACCGGCGCCCAAAAGCGACAUCAACGAGGUGAAAUGCUUUGGCGUCUACGGCUGCUUUCCCAUCAACGGACCCUGGAACACGGUCACGCGGACGAUAAAUGUGCACCCGCAGAAGCCCUCCGAGAUUGAGCCGCACUUCACGCUGCACACGCGUCGCGCCAUGGAUCAGGCCAAGUACAUAGAUCUCAAUGAUCCGGACAGCGUUCAGGGACUGGGCAUAAAUGAGCUGGGAAAGAUCUAUCUGCUGGUCCAUGGCUAUCUGGAGUUCGGCGAAAUACCCUGGAUGCUGGAGAUGGGCCGGGCGCUGCUCAACCAUUGUCCGGAGGGCGAGUGCGCCGUGAUCCUGAUCGAUUGGGGCGGCGGCGCGAGUCCGCCGUACGUCCAGGCGGUGGCCAAUAUACGGCUGGUGGGUGCGAUAACCGCGCAUGUUAUCCACAUGCUGUACGAGGAGCUGCGUCUGCCCAAUCUGGACAAUGUGCACAUCAUUGGGCACUCGCUGGGUGCCCAUCUAUCCGGCUAUGCCGGCCACCAUUUGCAGCACGACUUUGGCCUCAAGCUGGGCCGUAUCUCUGGCCUGGAUCCGGCGGCGCCGCUCUUCACGGACACCGAUCCCAUUGUCCGCCUGGACCGCACCGAUGCCCACUUUGUGGACAUUCUGCACACGGAUGCGAAUCCGCUGAUGAAGGGCGGCCUCGGGCUCAUCCAGCGUGUGGGUCACGUAGACUUCUAUCCGAACGGCGGAUUCGAUAAUCCCGGCUGUGACAAGAAGCUGCAGGACGUGAUGAAGAGCAACCGCAAGGGCAGCCUUUUCUCCACCAUGCAAGAGUUCCUCGGCUGCAAUCACAUACGCAGCGAGCAGUACUACACGGAGAGCAUUGGCAGCAAGUGCCCCUUCAUGGGCAUCACCUGUGACUCCUUCGAUAGCUUCAAGGAUGUCAAAUGCGGCAGCUGCGAUGAGCCUGGGCGUCUGUGCAUGCGCAUGGGCUUCCACAGCCAGGAGGACUAUGAGGAGCAGCUGUCGCGUGGUCUCCUUAAGCCGCAGGAUCCGCCCCCGGUCUUCUAUCUGAUGACGGGCGAUCGGAAGCCCUUCUGCCGGCAGCACUACAAGAUCACGGUGCGCGUCUCCAGUCACGACGAGAGCACCCUGCAUGGCGGCGAGAUUGGCACGCUCUCCAUACAGCUGCACGAGGAGCACAACAAGAAGAAGACCACCGAGCGCAUGAAAUUCUCGCCCAAGGCCAUGUACUUUGAGCCGGGCUAUGAAUAUACGGCCUUGGUGCCGGGCAGGGAUCUACAGAAGCCGGGCCAUGCCAGCGUCUACUGGGAGUACCAGACGAACAUACUCAAUCCGUUGACCUGGCGCAUCCUCUCCGCUCCGCGCAUCUAUCUCGAGUACAUACUCAUCGAGUCGCUCGAGUCGAGCGAUACUUAUCUGAAGCUCUGUCCGCUGCACGAGGGUGCCAUACUCUCCGGCGCAGAGAAUGUCCUGCACACGGCCUACUGCAAGGACUAGCUGCCCAAGGCGAGGAAGGGCGUGGCCAGGGGCGCAUUCCAAGAUUUCUAGCAAUUAGCCGAAAGCUUUUCUCUGCGCAGCCAAAAAGGCGGCAACAGAAUCGGUUGCACUCAGUCGACUCAUCCGGCCGCAGGGUUGGUGGGUUGGUGGCUUGGCUGAGAACAGUUGCGGCUGUUCCCCCUUUUGCUGUUAGCCUGGGCACACACCGAAAAGCCUUUUGUAUUUUAUUAUAGUAUUCGUUUAAUUCAUAAGCUAUUCAAAUUGCAGCGGAAGAGGAAGAGCACAAUGUUAAUUUAUGUAUGUGCAUGUGUAUAUGUAAUUGUUAUUUAUGCUAAUCCAUUUUUUUUUUUUUUGGCUUUUUUUUUAAUAUAUACUUAAUUAGCGUAUUUAUGAACAGAAUUUAGUUUGAAAAUAAAAC